This is a messenger RNA of Carassius gibelio (silver crucian carp), 2977 nucleotides long. RefSeq names its product protein-arginine deiminase type-2. The transcript has 16 exons. Gene Ontology annotation, cellular component: cytoplasm. The record is from RefSeq and is a predicted model, not a curated record. The coding region runs from base 22 to 2121 and encodes 699 amino acids. Lineage: Eukaryota; Metazoa; Chordata; Actinopteri; Cypriniformes; Cyprinidae. Gene Ontology annotation, molecular function: protein-arginine deiminase activity; calcium ion binding.
GUGGUCUUUAAGUCUUUAACAAUGGAAAUGUCGCAGGAGCAAACACGGUCAGUCAGUUUACCUCGGAGUCUGAGAAAGAGAAAGAAGGCGUCAGACAUGACUAACAUGUUUCAGCGGACCUGUCGACUGGAAAUUAAUGUACCCACACAAAUUGUGCAUGUCAUCGGUACGGAACUUAAGGUGAUUGUAGACCGGUGUGCUCCACCGCAGUCCAAAUCCUUCUCGAUAAAAUGCGGCCCAAACGUGCAAUACAAGGUCACUUCCACGGCCGGGGACAGGAACGCUGCUCCGUACCCCCUCACCCCAAACUCUGUCCUCAUCGUCACCAUGGAUGCAGUCAGCGAGACUGCAAACGACACCAAGCUGUCUGUGAGGUACUAUGGAGAGAAAUCAGAGUCGCUCGGGGACGCCGUGCUCCAUCUAACAGCUGUCGAGAUAUCUCUGGACGUAGACGCUGACCGCGAUGGCGUUGUUGAGAAAAACAAUCCAAACAAGGGAUCAUGGAAGUGGGGUCCUAAUGGCCACGGUGCAGUUCUGCUGGUCAACUGUGACUCCGAGACCACUUACCAGAAGACACUGGACAGUGAGGUUGCUGAGAUCAAUAAAGUGUCAGAUUUACAGGACAUGUCCAAGAUGAUCCUGCGCACCAACGGUCCCGCUGAACUUCCUGAAGGCUAUAAACUGACUAUGCACAUCUCGCAGACCACUUCAGACAACGUGAGAGUCUUUAGACCUCGGACAACUGCAAAAGAAGAUGACGUGUGGAAGCACAAACUCUUGAAGUUGUUCCUGAAAGACUAUAUCAUGGUGGUGGGAAUGGACACGCUGACACAGGAAGUGCCCUACCUGGGAGGCAAAACUGAACUAGCGUUCUUUGUAGAGGGUCUUCGCUUCCCUGAUAAAGACUUUGAUGGGCUCGUCACCAUCAACCUCAGUCUACUAGAGCCCUGUGGCAAGGGUUUCCCUGAAACGCCCAUCUUCACAGAUACAGUUGUAUUUCAUAUUUCUCCCUGGAUCAUGACCCCAAACACCCUCAAACCUGUGGAGGUGUAUGUGUGCAGCACAAAUGAUAACUACACCUUCCUGAAGAGCAUAAGGAACCUGGUGGACAAGUGUGGCUACAAACUGAAAAUAUGUCAUGAGUACAUGAAUCGAGGAGACCGCUGGAUGCAGGAUGAGCUUGAGUUUGGCUACAUUGACUCUCCCCAUCACCAGUUCCCUGUUGUACUAGACUCUCCUCGUGACGGAGAUCUUAAGGAUUUCCCCUACGAGUCCAUUCUGGGGCCAGACUUUGGGUACGUGACACGGCAUGCUUUGAAUGAGAAGGUCACCAGUCUGGACUCCUUCGGUAACCUGGAGGUUAGUCCACCAGUCACAGUCAACGGGAAGAGUUACCCACUUGGCAGGAUCAUCAUUGGAGUGGCGUUCCCUACUGCAACUCGUGGCCGAAACAUGACCCGAGUGGUCCAGGACUUCCUGUGGGCACAGAAAGUUCAAGCGCCGAUAGCUCUGUACUCUGAUUGGCUGGUUGUGGGUCAUGUGGAUGAGUUCAUGACCUUUGUUCCAGCCCCUGACCGAAAGAAAUUCCGGUUGCUGCUGGCUAGCCCUGACGCCGGAUACAAAGUUUUCAAAAGCUUACAAAAGAAAGGACUUGGAGAAGCAGUCAUGUUUCCAGAUUUGCCAGAGACCAUCUCUGUAAAUGAGAUUCUGAGCGACAAAAAGCUACAGGCUGAAAACCUAUAUGUGCAGAACUGUAUUGACUGGAACAGAGACGUGCUGAAGAAAGAGCUGGGGUUGGAUGAUGAAGACAUCAUUGAUUUGCCCAUCCUGUUUAAAGUCUUAGAAGAGAAAACAGGCCCCAGGGCUGUGGCUUACUACCCUGACAUGGUGAACAUGAUCGUGUUGGGGGAUCAGCUGGGCAUCCCAAAACCGUUUGGGCCGAAGGUGAAUGGCAGGUGUGCUCUGGAGACAGAGGUGUGUUCUCUUCUGGAGCCUCUGGGCCUCAAAUGUACCUUCAUUGAUGACUUUGCCCCGUACCACAAACUGCUGGGUGAAGUUCACUGCGGUUCCAACGUCCUUCGAGAGCCGUCCCCUUUCAGAUGGUGGAACCUAGAGCUGUGAGAGAGAGUGCCUAUUAAGUCUCGCAACAAGUUCAUUCUAGCCAAAAACAAUGCAUAGAGUGAAAUACUAAUGGGAUAAUUCAUUUACUCACCCUCAUUUUGUUUAAGUAGCUCUUUUCCAUAUAACAACAAGGUGCUGUAUAGAAUAAGAAAGUAGUCCAAAAAUCAUUCACAUUAAUUUGCGCUGUGUUCUGAAGUAAUAUAACCGCUUUCCAUGAGGAACAGAUAUUUCAGUAAAUGCAGCAAACCGUGAAAAAGAGAGCAAACCAUAUACUUAUGAAACAACAUGAGUAUGAGCAAAUACUUUUUUUUUUAAUAGUUUGUCAGUUCUUAUAACUUUCCUCUGUAAACCAGGCCUUGUUUUUAACAGUAUAGUUACUCCUGAAGCUGCGGUGGUACUGUAUCAAGAUUUGUAAGAAGAUUAAGGGCUAACAAUUACAAGUUGAAGUUGUUCAAAAUAAUUGUAAAUGUUUACAGCUUAAGAGUAGUUGGGCCGGUUUCAUAAAAUAAGUUUACCAAACAAGUUAGGUUUAUUUCAGUUAGUCUGACUUACUGUCAGUUGAUUUGGUUCAAAAUAAGUCUGACUAACUGAAAUAAGGCUGACUUAUAAAGUAAACUUGGUUUAUGAAACACUCUCCAGUUGUUUAUUUUUUUCUAACAACAACAGAAAAGCUUUUGAAGUCUGUACUGGGGUUUCAUAACUAUGAACCAUUAAUGUUCAUUCUGUGUUGCCUCAAUAAUAAUGACUGGAAAUUUCUUUUUAUAACUGGUGAUGGUCUUGGGUGUGUAUUUUUUGUGUGUAUUAUCUUACUCCUAAUAAUGUAGAUUACAGCACAAUAAACAUUCCAUGAACCCUU